This is a messenger RNA of Marasmius oreades (fairy-ring Marasmius), 1503 nucleotides long. RefSeq lists its product as uncharacterized. The transcript is spliced from 5 exons. The record is from RefSeq and is a predicted model, not a curated record. NCBI's taxonomy places the organism in Eukaryota, Fungi, Basidiomycota, Agaricomycetes, Agaricales, Marasmiaceae. Bases 165 to 1307 code for a protein of 380 amino acids.
GCUGGGAUGGCCUCUUGGAAACGGUAGAAAAGGCAGGUGGUUGCUGUUUCGCAUGGUUGCUGCCACCCUUCCACUUGUUUCUUCGGUUUGGGCUGCGCCCUGUUCCCCCCCCCCCCCCCCAAUCACGUUCUUUCAAAGCCGGGCUUUUAUCUCUCUUCAACUCAAUGUACAAGUCUUUCGUGGUUCUUGCAUUGGCAGCGCCAUUUGCAGUGUUUGCCGCACCAAUUAACAAACGACAGACGCCGAGUUUAGCUGCAACGGUACUCAAGUUCGCUGACGUCCUGAAUCAAUUCGAGGCGCAGUUCUACCAAGCGGCCAUGUCAAAAUUCGUAGACUCCGACUACACAGAUGCUGGCUUUGUUUCCAGUCGAAUACCCUUAGAGCAGUUCACCAUCAUUCAAAACGACGAAACCUUGCAUUCUUCUUUUCUUCAGAGCGGUUUAGCUGCUCUUGGAGAAAGUCCUGUGACUUCCUGUAAAUUCAAUUUGGACGCGGCGACGAAAGAUGUGGCUACUAUGACAGCGACUGCUCGGGUUGUAGAGAACUUGGCUGUGUCUGCAAUCUUGGGGGCGGCACCUCUCGUUGGUGAUCCAGUGAUAUUACAGGCUGCUGCGAGUAUUUUAACGGUGGAGGCGAAGCAUCAGUCCAUGCUCAAUGUCCUAUCGAGUACUGGAAGUUCGAUCCCGAGUGCGUUUGAUAUUCCUUUGGCGCCCAGUGAGGUGCUAGCGAUUGCUGCUCCAUUCUUUGAUGGUCCUUGUGAUUUGGGUAUUCCAGCUUUCCCUACACUCACGAUCACCAACGACGGACCUGUUACUCCUGGAACCAAGCUAACGUUGAAAUCUGACGCUAUCAAUGGUACGAUCUGUGAAGAUGAACUCUUCUGUCAGAUGCUCCUCGGAGGUUUCCCCAACUCUAUCACAGUUCCAUUCAACAACUGCGUCGUCCCGGCUGGCUUGAAUGGUCCGAUGGCCAUUUGGGUGACAUCGGACGAACAACCCCUCCUUUUCAACUCUGUCGAUCGUCAGACGAACAACAACAAGCUUGUCGCGGGGCCGACGAUGACAUUUGUCGAUACUCAGCCUCAAACGCUGGUGCAGAUGUUGAGAGCUGAAAAUGCUGGGACCGUGACUAGUAAGGUUAUUACCGGAGGGGAAGCUUCGAGCGGGAGUGGAAGUGGGACGAAUAGUACCUCGUCUGUGAACAAUGGUGUGACGGAUGGAGGAGUUCCAGUUUUGACAACUGGAUUUUCGGCGGAUGGAAAGAUUAAUGUGCUUGGAUGGAAUGUUACGGAUCCUCAGGGACAGUGAGGUCGUUUGAUUCCUCAAUUUCGCCGUCGCAUGAAAGUGAGGUAGCCUAUUCUGCUCAUUUCGGACAUUUCCCUUCGACUUCGUUUACUUCUAACCCGGUGUAGCAUCCCUUCUUCCCUGUUCGUGAGCGGUUUGUAUGUAUUUAGAACUAGUGUGUAUUUCAGUGAAUGUAAACGUGUAUAAGAAAGUGAUCCUC